This is a messenger RNA of Priapulus caudatus, 985 nucleotides long. Its product is annotated as ribonuclease P protein subunit p21-like. Gene Ontology annotation, cellular component: nucleolar ribonuclease P complex. The coding region runs from base 302 to 778 and encodes 158 amino acids. The transcript is spliced from 4 exons. NCBI's taxonomy places the organism in Eukaryota, Metazoa, Priapulida, Priapulimorpha, Priapulimorphida, Priapulidae. The record is from RefSeq and is a predicted model, not a curated record. Gene Ontology annotation, biological process: tRNA processing.
CCCAAGUGUAGGCUACCAACCUGUUUCAGAAGUGCAUUUGUUAUAUGCUCGUAUUUCCAUAUACUAACUAAGUUACAAUAACCUCAAAACCUUAUCAGUCUUAGUCUUCAAAGUCCAGCGGACGGAUAGAGAUAAAGUUGAUUAAAUAGGCAGAUAACAAUUUUCUUAGUCUAUGAUAUUUCGUACCAAUAAUGCAAUAUUGGCGCAUAUUUGAAUUUUUAUUUCGUCAUGAAAGGCAGCUUAUCUGACAAUUAGGAAUAAUCCAGAAAAUGUUGGUUUAGCCAAUAGGUACCUAUAUGUGAUGAAGAUGGUGCUACAGAAAAAGGUUCUAUCCAUGCACCACAGCAUCAAGAGAUUUUUAUGCAAAAGAUGCUGGAGUGUACUUCUUCCCGGACUCACUGCCACGAUCAGGACCAAGCGACGAAGAGAGAAACACAUCGUGCUAACCUGCCUACAGUGUAAAGCAGUGAGGCGCUUUAUGACAAAGCAGGGAUAUGAACUAUGGUGCGACAGCGCUCAGUCGAAGCUGCCCUCUACCAGUGUUGAAGAUCAGCAUCCUUUGGAAGCACGUAGCAACAGUAAUCCUUUGAGACAGGCAGGAGGAGAGAACAAAAAAGAUCAUAGUAAGGUGGAUGCAAGUCAGGUUAACACGUUGGACGUGGAUGUGAAACUCACCUUGAAUGAUAUCUGCAGCAAAGUAGAUGAAAGAUUAGGAGAUGAUGUACAUGUCAUUACAAGUAGAUUUGAUGAGCAAGAUAAAACUGCCAUUAGGAAAUAAAUUCACUUUCGUACAUUUCGGUUUGGAAGGAAGACAUAAUUAUAGUCGAUUAUAGAAUUAGAUAAUUUUCAUAUAUUAAAUUAAAUAAUUAGCAAUGUCAAAUCCUUUGUUUUUUAACUGUGAUACUUCAUAAGUUUAAGUCGACCUGCAUUGUGAAACAUGUACAAAUGUAUGUAAUAAAUUAUUUUGCAUUGUAGUAAACGUAAA